Molecule: messenger RNA, 686 nt
Organism: Melanaphis sacchari
Lineage: Eukaryota; Metazoa; Arthropoda; Insecta; Hemiptera; Aphididae
Exons: 2
Coding region: 44-574 (176 amino acids)
Source: RefSeq, a predicted model, not a curated record
CUUAUUAGACGAACCUGUAGAACGGAGAUACUGAGUACCUACAAUGAAUAAUAAUCGAGAAAAGAGCGAUCAAUUAUUUAUACAUUUUUUUGAAAAUAUAAGAUGUUACUCAGAAAAUUUUUUCGAAUAUUAUCGAAUGUCAGUCUCAAGUUUUGAUGAGCUAUUGGAAACUCUAAGACCUCACAUAAGGAAAAGUAUUACAAAAUUUUGUAUUCCUAUCUGUGCUGAAGAACGCCUUACAAUUACUUUGAGAUAUUUAUCGACUGGCACCUGUUUUGUUGCAUUGAAAUUUGAUUUUCGAGUUGAAAGGAGUACAAUCGGAAUAAUAGUUAAAGACACUUGUCAAGCAUUGUGGACAGUUUUACAGCCAAAAGAGAUGCCUGUGCUGACUAUGAAUGAUUGGCAGGAUAUCUCGAAUGUAUUCUAUCUUAAAACAAAUUUUCCGAAUUGCCUAGGCGCUAUCGACGGCAAACAUAUCCGAUGUAAAAAUCCUAGUAAUUCUGGAUCAUUGUUUUUUAAUUAUAAAAAGUUUUUUUCUGUUGUACUUAUGGCUAUAGCCGAUACCAAUUUAUAAUUUAUAAUAAUCGAUGUCGGAUCUUAUGGUCGACAAGGGGAUUCCAAUAUAUUUAAGGAUUGUCCAUUCGGUAAAAUGUUAUAUGCAAAAAAACUUAAUCUUCCGGAGCCAA